AUGAAGUAUCGGAGAGAGAUAGAAGAUAUGAUUCAUAGGGGAGUGGCGAGGAAAUUAACUAAGGAAGAGAUACGAGAAUAUGAGGGUCCAGUUCAUUAUAUUCAUCCUCAUGAAGUAUUGAAACCAGAAUCCAACUCAACUCCAAUACGCAUUGUCUUCAACUCUUCUGCGUCAUACAUGGGGCAGAAGUUAAAUGAUUUCUGGGCAAAGGGGCCAGAUAUCCUGAACAGCUUACUGGGAGUUUUAUUUAGGUUUAGACAGAAUAAUAUAGCUAUAGCAGGCGACAUAGCUAAAAUGUACCAUACUGUCAAGCUCAGCACAAUGGAUGAACAUACACACAGAUUUUUAUGGAGGGAUUUGGAUGACAAGAAACCACCUGAUCAGUAUGCUCUUACCACAGUAACGUUUGGAGAUAAGCCUAGUGGUACCAUAGCUAUGCUAGCGUUGAGACACACUGUAGAGAAAUUUGGCAAGGAAUAUCCAGAUUUGCAAGAUAUGAUUAUUAAUAAUACUUAUGUUGAUGACAUACUAUAUUCCACUGAUACCGUGGAGAAUGCAUUCAAGUUAAUACAGGAUGCGGAGAAGAUAUUGUCUCAGGGAAGUUUCAGAGUUAAACAUUGGAUUGUCAGUGGGCAUUAUGAAAGCUGCAAGGUCAAUGUGAUAAAAUCUGACCAUGAGAAGAUCUUAGGAUUGAAAUGGAACCCGUUGGAGGAUAAUUUUUUCUUUACAGUAAAACUUAAUUUUUCUUCAAGAAUAAGAAAGGUCAGUAGUGGUCCAAAUUUAAAUUCAGAUGAAAUUGAUGAUAAAUUUCCAGAACAUUUAACACGCAGAAUGCUAUUGAGUCAAAUUGCAUCCAUAUAUGAUCCAUUAGGGUUUGCUGUACCAGUAUUGCUCAAAGCUAAAAUUUUGAUGAGACUCGUGAUUUCCAAAGGUGAGUCGAAAGAUGGCGGAAUCAAGUGGGAUGAUCCACUUGACAUUUCCACGGUUAAGGAAUGUAAGAUGUUUUUUAAGGAAUUGUAUGAGUUAGAGAGAUUGACUUUUAGAAGAUCCUUGAUACCACCCAAUGUAGUUGGUCAACCAAGUUUAAUAAUAUUUUCGGAUGGUAGCAUGCAAGCAUACGGAGCUUGUGCAUAUGUGAGGUGGCAAAUUGGUGAAGAUGAAUUUGAGUCACAUCUGAUAGCAGCUAGAAAUAAGAUUGCACCAAUGAAGCAAAUGUCCAUUCCUAGGUUAGAACUAUGUGCAGCUCUUAUGGCUGCUAGAUUAAGAGAAUCUAUAUUAAAGGAGUUUACAUGGAAGUUUGAGGCAAUUUACCACAUAGUUGACUCAUCAAUUGUAAGAUCACAAAUCCAAAAGGAGAGUCACGGAUUCAAUACCUUUGUUGCAGUACGCAUAGCAGAGAUACAAAUCAAAACUGACCCAAAGGAAUGGUGGUGGGUCGAUUCAACACAGAAUAUCGCAGACUUGACCUCUAGACCAUGCAAACCAGAGAAAAAUGGGAGAGAGUUUGACUGGCAAAAUCUACCCAAGUUUUUAAUUUUACCAACUAAUAGAUGGCCCAUCAGGCAAACUUGUGAGGAUGAAUUAACUGACAGAAUUGGUAUUAUCAUGACGGUUAAUAAUGCAAGUCAUGAGAAUGGUGAUAUACAAUUAAUUGAUGUUAAUAGGUAUAGUGACUAUUACAAAUUGUUGAGAGUUACAUGUAGGGUAAUGAAUGUAUUCAAAUACAAGUCUUUCAAAGGUAUUCUAAGAAGCCCCACAGUUCAAGGGAUUACAGAUGCAGAAAUAUUAUGGGUCAAAGAAAUGCAAAAGAUCAUGACUGUUUGGGAAACAAGAUUCAAAAGAUUGGGACCAUCAAUUGAAAGGGGAGUUAUAGUAGUAGGACAACGUAUUCCUAAGUGGUUGAAAGACAAUUGGAAUCAAGAAAAUUUCAUGUUAAUACCGAAUAAACAUCCUGUUACUAGGUUGUACAUAUCCUGUCUACAUAAAGUGGAUCAUGCAGGUAUAGAGACUACAUUGUGUAAGAUACAGAGGAAAUUUUGGAUUCCGGGAGCUAGAAAAUUAAUAAGAACCAUAAAAAAUAAAUGUGUAACAUGUAGAAAAUUUAGUAAGAAAGUGGAAGAUCAAUGCAUGGGUCAAGUGAGGGCAGAAAGGAUGAAACCUGCUCCACCAUUCUAUCAUACAGCAGUAGAUUUGUUUGGGCCCUUGACAAUAAGAGAUUCAGUUAAGAAGAGAACUUAUGGUAAAGCAUUUGGAAUUAUUUUUAACUGCUUAGUGACAAGAGCAGUUUAUUUGGAUUUAGCUGUGGGAUAUAGUACCGAUGAUUUCUUAACCACUUUUCAAAGGUUCAUUGCUAUUAGGGGGGCCCCUAAAUUCAUGUAUUCUGAUAGGGGAACUCAGCUAAUAUCAGCUAGUAAGAAAAUAGAGAGGAUUAGGGAGAAAGAGGGUGUGACCUGGAUUUUCAAUAUGCCAAGUGAUGCACCAUGGUAUAAUGGUGUAAGUGAAGCACUGAUCAAAUCAGUCAAAAGGAGUAUUUGUGUUAGUAUUGGAGAUUCUAUACUAAAUUUUGGAGAAUUACAGACUGCCUUAUUUUCUAUUGCCAAUCUAAUGAAUGAAAGACCAAUAGGCUUAAAACCUGGGUUUAGUUUGGAAUUGGGUAGCUAUCUCUGCCCAAAUGAUCUGUUACUUGGUCGAUCUAGCUGUCAUUGUCCAAUUGGCUUGUAUGAAAUUGAUGGAGAUCAUAAAAGGAGAUUGAGGUUUAUCCAAAAUAUUAUAAAUUCUUUUUUGAAGAAGUGGCAAAGGGACUAUUUCCCGUCAAUGUUGAUUAGACAGAAAUGGCAUACAGCCAAAAGGAAUGUGAAAGUAGAUGUUGUUCUAGUGCAGGAUAGUAAUAUUGUAAGGGGAACAUGGAAGCUGGCUCAAGUAAUUAGGGCUGACCCAGGACGAGAUGGAAUAGUUCGUGAAGUUAAUUUAAGAUAUAAAAUAAUAAAGGAUGGCAAAGGUUAUGAUGGUGAGUCGGAUAAGAUCAUGUGUAGAUCGGUACAUAGAUUAGUGAUGCUGUUGCCAAUAGAAGAACAAGAUUAA
Penaeus chinensis is the source of this 3081-nucleotide messenger RNA. RefSeq lists its product as uncharacterized. Gene Ontology annotation, molecular function: nucleic acid binding. Gene Ontology annotation, biological process: DNA integration. The transcript has a single exon. NCBI's taxonomy places the organism in Eukaryota, Metazoa, Arthropoda, Malacostraca, Decapoda, Penaeidae. The record is from RefSeq and is a predicted model, not a curated record. Bases 1 to 3081 code for a protein of 1026 amino acids.